This is a messenger RNA of Aspergillus affinis, 819 nucleotides long. RefSeq lists its product as uncharacterized. Bases 1 to 819 code for a protein of 272 amino acids. Gene Ontology annotation, molecular function: L-ascorbic acid binding; iron ion binding; procollagen-proline 4-dioxygenase activity. Gene Ontology annotation, cellular component: endoplasmic reticulum. Lineage: Eukaryota; Fungi; Ascomycota; Eurotiomycetes; Eurotiales; Aspergillaceae. Gene Ontology annotation, biological process: peptidyl-proline hydroxylation to 4-hydroxy-L-proline. The record is from RefSeq and is a predicted model, not a curated record. The transcript has a single exon.
AUGUCUGCUGGGUUCCUCCCCGCACAAGCGCCCGCCGGCGUCCAAUGCCACAAAAUCGAUUUCACAGCUACCGACCCACCGUUGCCCAAAUACAAGGACCUGUUCGCAGCCGUGAUUGACAACGUCUUGACCCCGGCAGAAUGCGAGGAACUCAUCCGCCAAGCAGAAGCUUCCACCAUCACCUCCACCUCCACUACCCCAACUUGGGAGCGGGCCAUGAUCAACGUCGGCAAUGGGAAGCAGGCUCUAGCGACCGACACGCGAAAGUGCGGGCGGGUUAUCUACGACUCGCCGGACCUGGCCCAGAAGCUUAUGGACCGAGUCUUGCCUUUUCUAAGAGACUUCGGCCUCGAACGCGUUGAAAAUCGGCUCCGCGUGACCGGACUGGCUGGUCGCAACAAGGUUUACCAUCUCACACGACUGAAUGAGAGACUUCGCUUUCUGAGAUACGAAGGAGGCGAGUACUUCCGACCGCACUGGGACGCUUCCUACAAGACUCCCGACCGCCAGGAACAGUCCCUCUAUACCAUCCAUCUGUAUCUCAACGGGGAUGGGGAUCAGGAUGUCCAGGAAUUGAAGCGCCAGCAGGAGCGCGUGGAUAACGGCGGUGAGGUGAACCUGAACGUAAGUGGAAAACUUCUGGGAGGUGCCACCUCGUUUAUCCCCCGGUUUGAGGAACAGGAGACCCAAGUUCGCGUGUUUCCUAAGACUGGAUCGGUGCUGGUGUUCCAGCAGAACGAUCUCCUUCACGGUGGAGAUCCGGUUUUUCGAGGCACUAAGUAUACGGUGCGGACGGAUAUGAUGUAUCGCGUGCAGUGA